Bemisia tabaci is the source of this 4021-nucleotide messenger RNA. RefSeq names its product PI-PLC X domain-containing protein 3. Lineage: Eukaryota; Metazoa; Arthropoda; Insecta; Hemiptera; Aleyrodidae. Gene Ontology annotation, molecular function: phosphoric diester hydrolase activity. Gene Ontology annotation, biological process: lipid metabolic process. The record is from RefSeq and is a predicted model, not a curated record.
UAAAGUGACAGUGAAGUGUGAACCAAAGUGAAGUUUUCAGUUUCUAUUCGUUCUUGCCAAGUUUUUCGGUUUUUUUUUCCAGUUUUUUCGUAUUUGAUCGCAUUAUUUUGAUCGUGACGUUUAUUCACCAAUCAUGUUUCAGUCAAAUCAUGCUCUCUGUCCUAGAAUAUCAAGUUUUCCAAGUUGACAGCAGGAACUCAGGAACUACUGCUAGCUAGCCUUUAAAAAUACUUACUUAUUAGAUGAACAAAGGAUUGAUCAGAAAUUUAUAGCAACAGCAUGACAGAAGGAAGCUCAACAGAAAUGGGUCUUUGCACUUGGAUGUCCGACUUACCAGACGAACUUCUAGAGUUUCCUGUCAUUUGCCUUGCGAUACCGGGUUCCCAUGAUUCCAUGUCUUACACCAUAAAACGAGGUGCCCGUCUUGCGCCUGACUGUUUGCCCAUUUUGUAUCGCUUAAGCCCUUAUCUUGGCCCAAUUGUUCGCAGACUGUCCUACAAUUGGUGUAUCACCCAGCAUGCAACAGCCUCUGUUCAACUUCUCAAUGGUAUCAGGUAUUUUGAUCUACGUGUAUCGAAGAAGAAUGAUGCCGAUGGAUUUUACUUUGUGCAUAGUUCUUAUGGUGCUAAAAUUAAUGAAGAGCUCAAGACCAUCAAUGUAUUUCUGGAAGAUUUCCGCCAUGAAAUAGUCAUCUUGGACUUUCAACACAUUUACAACUUCAAAGAUAAAGAUCAUAUUGAACUGAUUUCUUUCCUUCACGCUACAUUUUCUUCAAAAAUUUGUGUAAUUCCAUCGAGUCUUUCAUCUGUGACACUUCGAUGGAUGAGGUCCCACAACUACCAGGUAAUACUUAUUUACAGAAACGAAAUAGUGAAAAAUUUGUCAUCUUUCUGGCCGCUUGGUUGCUGGCCAACGCCAUGGCCUGAUACAACCUCAAUCAAAUCUAUGCUCAACUUUCUAACAAAAGGUCUCACAAAUCGUCCUCAUGGCAAAGGGUAUGUAACUCAGUGCGUUUUGACACCAGACGUAAAAUACAUUAUCUCCCACCUCUACUCCACUUUAAAAAAAUCUUGUGUUAAUCGUUGCAAUCAUGCUGCUAUUCCUUGGAUAUUGGAGCAGAAAAUUAGUAAUUGUUAUGGUAUUAAUGUCGUGAUAGCGGAUUUUAUAGACCAGGAAAAUGGUGCCUUUCCAGAAAGUGUGAUAUCAUUAAAUUACAAGUCAGUUGGAAUGAAUCGUAGCAACGUAACCCAAGACAUCAUCAAGAAUAGAAGUAGUAUCCCUGUUGGUAAUGUUAAGACAGCAACAAAAGGGUAAGAAAAACCUCUGGGUUAUUUUAAAUUAUUAUUUUUUUAACUCCAAAAGUGAUUUUUGCUCUCUGAAAUCUUACCAUUGCAACGCUGGUGAAAUUUAUACCUUAAAUAUAUUUUCCAUUAUCAUUAUCAUUAGAGAAGUAAGAGAAGUCAUGCUCUUGAAUUUUAUCUCUAGUACAAUUAGUAUUAAAUCUACAGUGAUUUUCAACUUGCUUCAAUCCAGUAAGUAUCAAGUCUAUCGUCACUCUGAAACCUUGAGAAGAAUAAUUAGGCUUAGUGGGUGUUCGAUUCCUAUUGUAGAAAAAAAUUAAAAACUUGACUCAAUUAGGAAAAAUGAAUACAUACUACUUAUGCUUGAACUAAGCACCAUAUAACUCUUUGCUUCAUAGGUAACCAUUGUGAUAAAUCUACUUAAUUACCCUGUUCCGUACAGUAGGUGGUCUACCGGAAAAUGUCUACAAAGUGAAUGCCUACCCGUUUUUAGGUUACUUUUAGGCUAAUUACCAUACUCAUCUGUCUUCUUCUAAAAACAUUGAGCACUUCUAUGAGAGUUGCUCAAGAUAUGAACUCUGAUAGAUUCAUCAAUACUAAAAAUUCGGAGAAAAUUCCUGACAUUAAGUUAGAUUGGGUUUGAAUUUCUUUUGGGUUAUCAUUCUUUAUGUUGGUGAAGCAUUUUCACCAGGAACUUCUCUAGUCCGUACAUGAGUCAUUGGUGGACAAAACUAUUGAUCAAAUUGGCAAGACACUCAAGUCAACAUAUUGUUAGGUUAAUUCGCGUAUCUUUAGGUAUUCUGAGAGCUAAAGUAUAUUCGGAUUUUAUUCAUAAGUUGCGGUUUUUCACGAGACCUAAGAAUUCAAGAAGUCAUAGGAAUUGGAUUUCAUACCUUCUCACUCGCUUCUUCAAUACAUAUCAGCUAUGCAAUAACCCAGUGCAGAUCAGCUAAUAGAAGUACACACACAGUGCUAAGAGCUGGCAAUUGCUUGCUAUUGUUUUGUUUUUUUUUGUUCUUUUUUUUUUUGGUCAGUGCUAUGAGAAAGUGUUUUUCAAUGUAGUUUUUCCGUCAAUGGAAGAGUGCCCAAAUUUUAGUCGUGUAAUGAGACAUUAUCUAUUUAUACAACUUGCCUGAUGAAGAAAACAAGAGCCGAGGAAAUGCUCUCAAUGAAUAAUCUCAACCGGAAGAAUCAAUUGACAAUCAAUUUUAAGUAAAUUCUCUUGUGAUAAAAAUUCAGCCUUGUGAAAAGUGAUGGAAAUGAAUCACAAGCUCAAUAGUUGCCUUUGCAGCCGCUUAUCACAAUGAAAAAUCUACAAAAGAAGGAAUGAAACUCAAUAAUGUUCAAGUUUGUUGCAGUGUUAUGAAGUUGGACGAAAUACUCUUGCUUGUCAGUACCAUUUCAUUCAUUGAAAGAAAAACUUUGCCUCUCAUGUGUAAAACAUAAUUUAUAAAGAACUUAAGUACCUAUUUUGAUGGAAAAUUAACUUGAACAAAUUUAUAUAAUGUCUCUGCGGUAGCCCUCUAAUUUUUAGUAUGCUGUUUCAAGUGCCUGAUAUGUUUGAUACGGAAGUAUUAGUCUAAUUUUUAAGCGUAAUUUUUCUCACGGUAGAAAAUCUAACUGGAUGUUUAAGUGAUUAUGUGAUCAAUUUAUAGUAUUUCCAAAGACAAAUCUCUAAUCAUUGAAUUUUUUUGCAUUCAUGAUGUUUGAAAUUUACCUGAGCCUUUCUACUGUUCCAUCAUGCUGUUUUCAAGCAAAUUAUAUUUUGUACCUAAUAACAAAGAAAUAUUUUUGACUAAUGUGGGUUGGUUUCUCUAAUCAACACCCUUACCUUGUUAUCAAAAAACAAUACUUCUUAUUUUUGUAAAAUGAGGUGUACUUUCCAAUAUACUUAAUUGUGAAAAGUUCGGCCACUACCCUACAGUUUUGAUCAGAAGGGUAUUAAGUUCUUUAAGAAACAACAAGAAGGAUGAGGAGGGUGAAAAAUCAUCCAUUUUUCCAGUAAUCAGUAUUUUUGUGUAAAGUUUGUAUUUCAGCCCAAGAAUAUUUAGCAGUUCCUAAUCCAUCUCCACCUUUUUGGUGACUGCAAAGUUUGAUAUCCAAUAACAAGAUUUUUUGAACUUACUACUCAAGCGGAUAAUACCACUCAAUUACUUUAAGCAAUUUUUAUUCCUUACUCAUUUUUUUUGGUGCAGGCUACUUAAUGAUUUGAGUCUAUUGACAGUUGUCAUUUACUUCUACUAUAUUUUAUUUCUUAAAAAUUCAAUUGUAUUUUAUUUUAAUUUUACUGAGGUUACCAAACCACGUUACUUUUACAUUCUAUCAGUUUUAUUGCUUUAUUUUUUAUUUUUACAUUCAUUUAUUCCUCCUUUAUAUUUUUAACGGUUGUUUGUUCUUGUAUUUUCUCAAAAUUUAUUUUGGCUUAAAAGCAAAUGUCAUCUUUUACUGAAAACUGUGAUUAUUUUCUUUACUACUUUACUUUUUGAUUAUACUCCAUUAUUGAGAUAAAAAAACGAUAAAUAUUUGUUGACCACCAAUUCUCGAAGUCUGUAAUUCUUAUCCUUUAAAAUUCUGAAAUUUUUGUCUAAAUUUCUUAUUUUUCUCUAAACAAUGAAACCAACUUUCUCCUACUUAACAUAAAAAACUGUUACCCUCUAUAACAGCAUCUAUUUUAUAUAUAUAUUUUAAAAUUAUGUUUUAAUAAAUCAAUCGCUCUUCAA